This is a messenger RNA of Triticum aestivum (bread wheat), 1665 nucleotides long. Its product is annotated as glutamine synthetase cytosolic isozyme 1-2. Lineage: Eukaryota; Viridiplantae; Streptophyta; Magnoliopsida; Poales; Poaceae. The record is from RefSeq and is a predicted model, not a curated record. The coding region runs from base 1225 to 1638 and encodes 137 amino acids. Gene Ontology annotation, molecular function: glutamine synthetase activity. The transcript has 6 exons. Gene Ontology annotation, cellular component: cytoplasm.
UUACAUUUCAUCAGACAAUCACAUAAGGAUUGUUUACAUGUGACCAUGUAUUGUAAACAUGCGAAAAUAUAAUUAAUUUCGGCCCAGUUGCACAAGAGAGAACACGAAGCUUAUUAUGACAUUUGGCCCGCGUGCGAGAUCUAAUUUAUUAUGACAACUAAGAUGGGCCGUUCUGAAUUGGCCCAACUUGGGCCUGCCACCACAGCUGUGCCACGAUGCGCACCGUACCGCCCGAUCCUCUGGACGGCACAGAUCAACCCCCGAAUCACAAAACCAGAUCCGGUCGAAACCCUACGCAAAAUAUCCCCCAAUUAUCGCCGACAAUCACGGAAAGGAAGGAGAUAGCGGCGGCUGACGGCGCCGAAAUCCAUGCCGCUGCAGCGGGCAAUUUGGGACGCUCGUCGGCGAUGUCGCGUCCGGCGGCGCUCUACCUUGCUCUGCUCGUUGAGGAUGUGCGGGCCGCCGUCCUUGAAGGCAGGCGUUCUGGCCACGGUGAUGGGGGCUGCGUGUGCUGUCGGCCGUGAUGGCAGGCGCGGUGGUGGGGAAAUGGUGGGUGAGCGUGAUACGGUGACGGCGGGUCGGGAGACGGCGUCUGCGCGUAAGACGGAGGCUGAGCUGCCUCCGUGUGCUGGAGCUUGCUCCCACGGCAUGGAGAGGAGCUGCAGCCCGCACAUCGCAAGGGGAUGGAGGCCCCCCUCUCCCGGUCCAUCCAGCUGCUGAUUUUAUGUGGUCUGGACGAUGAGGAUGGCGUGAAAGACGGCAGUUCCACUCCGAGUAUGUUUGAUGCGAGCACACAAAACCUUUGCCGUUGCGUCCCAACCUCUACUGUAUAUGUGUAGGUUCUCUAUUUCGUUGAACCUUACAUGCCUGCAAUUGGUCAGCAUUGAGAAAGAGAACAAUAAUGUAGAUUAUACUUAUGCAAACAGCUAACAGCAGGAAUGAAACUAAUGUUGCCUGUUGAUCGGAGGGGGAGAGCCAACGGGAGCGGGAACGAAGUUCACAGGUGGUGGUGCCAUGAUCCUCUUUGAGCCAGGACGGCCCAUCUUUGCCAAGACCCGAUUUCUGCUCUACACGACUCAUGGUCAGAACGCUGCAUGACUUUUAUAGCAUGGCAUUAGAGAUAUGGCGGGAAGAGAAGCGCUCCUCAUUUUGUAUUGGCGCCAACUAAAAAGACAUAAUUUGGCUGAUACGACUUUUUCAAUAUCAAUUGGCGCCAGCUAAACCAUGGUGAUAGUCAAAGAAGGAAAAAUAUUGACCACAGUAUCAAUGAAAGAAGGAGGAGAGAUUGAUCACCGUUUGUUUGAAAGAAGGAAGGCCAUUUUUAAGAACCCGUUCAGGAGGGGUGACAACCUCCUUGUUAUGUGCGACUGCUACACACCACAAGGUGUUCCAAUCCCCACCAACAAGAGGCACAAUGCUGCCAAGAUCUUCAACACCUCGAAGGUUGCAGCUGAGGAGAGAUGGUAUGGAAUUGAGCAGGAGUACACUCUCCUCCAGAAGGAUGUGAACUGGCCCCUUGGCUGGCCCGUUGGUGGCUACCCUGGUCCUCAGUGUUUUUGUUAUGCAGGUUGGAAGAAAAGAAGAAGAUCCAGAGAAGAUCUUAGUAAUAAGACAGUUUUUAGGAAAAUAGAUAUUUAGUUUUAGGUCAUUUCUUGUAAUUUCAGA